Pan troglodytes (chimpanzee) is the source of this 3788-nucleotide messenger RNA. RefSeq names its product RAD21 cohesin complex component (gene RAD21). Gene Ontology annotation, biological process: sister chromatid cohesion; replication-born double-strand break repair via sister chromatid exchange. The record is from RefSeq and is a predicted model, not a curated record. The coding region runs from base 326 to 2221 and encodes 631 amino acids. Gene Ontology annotation, molecular function: chromatin binding; protein binding. Gene Ontology annotation, cellular component: meiotic cohesin complex. The transcript is spliced from 14 exons. NCBI's taxonomy places the organism in Eukaryota, Metazoa, Chordata, Mammalia, Primates, Hominidae.
GCUCCUUCUGGGGGCGGGGGGCUUGGGCUGGCUGCGCAGGCGCACAGGUACCAUUUUGACCGUAAACAUCCUGCCGAUUUGAACCGAGGAUUUGGGCGGCAGGAAGAGCCGCGGCGUAACGGCAGCCAUCUUGUUUGUUUGAGUGAAUCGGAAAGGAGGCGCCGGCUGUGGCGGCGGCGGGAGCUGCUCGGAAGCUACACCUCGCAAGGGCUCCCCCCUUUCCCCGCCCCCUCCCCCGACCCUUUUCCCCUCCCCGGGCCACCCAGCCCGCCCAACUCCCAGCGGAGAGCAAGGUUUUCUUCUGUUUUCAUAGCCAGCCAGAACAAUGUUCUACGCACAUUUUGUUCUCAGUAAAAGAGGGCCUCUGGCCAAAAUUUGGCUAGCGGCCCAUUGGGAUAAGAAGCUAACCAAAGCCCAUGUGUUCGAGUGUAAUUUAGAGAGCAGCGUGGAGAGUAUCAUCUCACCAAAGGUGAAAAUGGCAUUACGGACAUCAGGACAUCUCUUACUGGGAGUAGUUCGAAUCUAUCACAGGAAAGCCAAAUACCUUCUUGCAGACUGUAAUGAAGCAUUCAUUAAGAUAAAGAUGGCUUUUCGGCCAGGUGUGGUUGACCUGCCUGAGGAAAAUCGGGAAGCAGCUUAUAAUGCCAUUACUUUACCUGAAGAAUUUCAUGACUUUGAUCAGCCACUGCCUGACUUAGAUGACAUCGAUGUGGCCCAGCAGUUCAGCUUGAAUCAGAGUAGAGUGGAAGAGAUAACCAUGAGAGAAGAAGUUGGGAACAUCAGUAUUUUACAAGAAAAUGAUUUUGGUGAUUUUGGAAUGGAUGAUCGUGAGAUAAUGAGAGAAGGCAGUGCUUUUGAGGAUGACGACAUGUUAGUAAGCACUACUACUUCUAACCUCCUAUUAGAGUCUGAACAGAGCACCAGCAAUCUGAAUGAGAAAAUUAACCAUUUAGAAUAUGAAGAUCAAUAUAAGGAUGAUAAUUUUGGAGAAGGAAAUGAUGGUGGAAUAUUAGAUGACAAACUUAUUAGUAAUAAUGAUGGCGGUAUCUUUGAUGAUCCCCCUGCCCUCUCUGAGGCAGGGGUGAUGUUGCCAGAGCAGCCUGCACAUGACGAUAUGGAUGAGGAUGAUAAUGUAUCAAUGGGUGGGCCUGAUAGUCCUGAUUCAGUGGAUCCCGUUGAACCAAUGCCAACCAUGACUGAUCAAACAACACUUGUUCCAAAUGAGGAAGAAGCAUUUGCAUUGGAACCUAUUGAUAUAACUGUUAAAGAAACAAAAGCCAAGAGGAAGAGGAAGCUAAUUGUUGACAGUGUCAAAGAGUUGGAUAGCAAGACAAUUAGAGCCCAACUUAGUGAUUAUUCAGAUAUUGUUACUACUUUGGAUCUGGCACCGCCCACCAAGAAAUUGAUGAUGUGGAAAGAGACAGGAGGAGUAGAAAAACUGUUUUCUUUACCUGCUCAGCCUUUGUGGAAUAACAGACUACUGAAGCUCUUUACACGCUGUCUUACACCGCUUGUACCAGAAGACCUUAGAAAAAGGAGGAAAGGAGGAGAGGCAGAUAAUUUGGAUGAAUUCCUCAAAGAAUUUGAAAAUCCAGAGGUUCCUAGAGAGGACCAGCAACAGCAGCACCAGCAGCGUGAUGUUAUCGAUGAGCCCAUUAUUGAAGAGCCAAGCCGCCUCCAGGAGUCAGUGAUGGAGGCCAGCAGAACAAACAUAGAUGAGUCAGCUAUGCCUCCACCACCACCUCAGGGAGUUAAGCGAAAAGCUGGACAAAUUGACCCAGAGCCUGUGAUGCCUCCUCAGCAGGUAGAGCAGAUGGAAAUACCACCUGUAGAGCUUCCCCCAGAAGAACCUCCAAAUAUCUGUCAGCUAAUACCAGAGUUAGAACUUCUGCCAGAAAAAGAGAAGGAGAAAGAGAAGGAAAAAGAAGAUGAUGAAGAGGAAGAGGAUGAAGAUGCAUCAGGGGGCGAUCAAGAUCAGGAAGAAAGAAGGUGGAACAAAAGGACUCAGCAGAUGCUUCAUGGUCUUCAGCGUGCUCUUGCUAAAACUGGAGCUGAAUCUAUCAGUUUGCUUGAGUUAUGUCGAAAUACGAACAGAAAACAAGCUGCCGCAAAGUUCUACAGCUUCUUGGUUCUUAAAAAGCAGCAAGCUAUUGAGCUGACACAGGAAGAACCGUACAGUGACAUCAUCGCAACACCUGGACCAAGGUUCCAUAUUAUAUGAGGAGCUAGAAGCAUUAUAGCUAGUGUUUGAUUCACUAGUGCUUACAAAUUGCCCCCAUGUGUAGGGGACACAGAACCCUUUGAGAAAACUUAGAUUUUUGUCUGUACAAAGUCUUUGCCUUUUUCCUUCUUCAUUUUUUUCCAGUACAUUAAAUUUGUCAAUUUCAUCUUUGAGGGAAACUGAUUAGAUGGGUUGUGUUUGUGUUCUGAUGGAGAAAACAGCACCCCAAGGACUCAGAAGAUGAUUUUAACAGUUCAGAACAGAUGUGUGCAAUAUUGGUGCAUGUAAUAAUGUUGAGUGGCAGUCAAAAGUCAUGAUUUUUAUCUUAGUUCUUCAUUACUGCAUUGAAAAGGAAAACCUGUCUGAGAAAAUGCCUGACAGUUUAAUUUAAAACUAUGGUGUAAGUCUUUGACAAGAAAAAAAAAAAAAAAACACUUCUUUCCAUCAGUAACACUGGCAAUCUUCCUGUUAACCACUCUCCUUAGGGAUGGUAUCUGAAACAACAAUGGUCACCCUCUUGAGAUUCGUUUUAAGUGUAAUUCCAUAAUGAGCAGAGGUGUACGCGAAAUUGUGUUAUGACUGAUAACCUUCAGCUACAAAAAGAUAGGACUGACCUGGUUUAAAGUGUUCUAUUUUGUAAAUCAUUCCAUUUGAGUGUUUCUGAUGAACUUGGCUAUCCUGAAAUCUGUUAUUUUAGUGAGGCUCCAAAAUGAGCAAAGCUAGGCCUGAUUAGAGUAGAGUGACUAUUAAAAAACAUAACUUUCUAGGAGCUAUAAAUCAAAGUUUUAAAAAGAUGUUUGGAUAUAUUUGAGUAUUCCGAUCAUGAAAACAGAAAUUGCCCUGCCUACUACAAGGACAGACUGAUGGGAAAUUAUGCACCUGGUCAACUUAGCUUUUAAGCAGACGAUGCUGUAAAAACUAACGGCUUCUCUGAUAUUUAUUGUAAGUUUUAGUACUGAUCUCCUUUUCCAGUGCUGCACACUCCUGUGUUUGGAACUUUAAUAGCGUUGCAACGAAAUCCUAUAUCCAGUUUCCUGUAAUUUAAUUGAAGAAAAAUACAUCCAAAUAAAGACUUUAUUAUUAACAGACCAGAUAGCAUCAGAAAUCAUGUGACUGUUAUGAUUAUCAGAAUAUGUCUUAACUUUUUAGGGCAAAGUUAACACUGAAAGUUCUAGCUUAAGUGUUGAAACUUUUGUGGGAAAAAAAAUCACUUUUGAAACUCAGACUUCAGUGUAUACCCAAUAAUUUAAAAUUAUGUGAAAUGUUUUAAAUUUGUGAACUCGUAAUUAGUGUUUUAAUGAUUCAGUUUCUUCAGAGUGGUAAUUGUAUAAAAUUGCUAUUGCAGCUUUAUAUUCAAUAUGAUGUGCCUGUAAACCAAGGAGUUUUCCCCGUUUGUAAAAAGACAUUGUAGAUAAUUGAAUGUUUGAUUUUAGAAAGGUCAUUAGUUUCUUGUUACACAUUUUGUUAGUCUGGUUUUUGUUGCUUAUCGGGUUUAAUAUUGUUCUUGAAAAUAGUUGAUGCUAUGUUAUGUAUAACUUUUCUAAUAAAAGUUGUGUUAUAAGCUGUA